This is a messenger RNA of Anopheles stephensi (Asian malaria mosquito), 1357 nucleotides long. RefSeq names its product WD repeat-containing protein 55 homolog. The record is from RefSeq and is a predicted model, not a curated record. Gene Ontology annotation, molecular function: protein binding. NCBI's taxonomy places the organism in Eukaryota, Metazoa, Arthropoda, Insecta, Diptera, Culicidae.
AUCCCAUCGGGUGAUUGGACGAUUACGAUGAAGAGAUGGAGGAUGAUGACGUGAUAAAAGCGAUCAUUACGGAAAUUAAGAAACCACGCUCGAAACCGGCCGACAUCCAGACGGAAGAUUUUGUGGUGGAUCUUUCGUUCCAUCCGUGUGAAGACAUUCUUGCCGUUGGCACGUCCGUGGGCGAUGUGCUGAUGUACAAGUAUUCGAACGAGCAAAACGUCCUACGGCAACACACGAAACUGCACACGAAAGCGGUCCGUUGUUUGGAGUUUUCCCGCGAUGGUUUAUCCAUCAUUUCCACCGGCCGGGAACGUUCGAUUGUGGUAGCGGAUACGGAAACUGGGAAAUUUAAACGGGUCUGGGAAGGAGCACACAGUGAACCGGUGUACUCGAUGGCGGUGCUUGGAGAGCAUCUGUUUGCGACGGGCGAUGACGAUGGUGAGGUGAAGCUGUGGGAUCUGCGGCAGAAAGAUGCGGUGUUUGGAUUGCGACCGGUGGAGGACUUUGUCUCGUGCAUCCUGUCGAACGGCCAGCAACAGAAGUAUUUGCUGAUGACGAGUGGCGAUGGUCUGCUGACGACGAUAAACAUUGCUCAACGUAAAAUGUUCGUCCAGUCAGAACCGUACGAAGAGGAACUCAACUGCAUGGGAACAUUCAAGCGCGAAAGCAAGCUUGUGGUCGGUACAUCCAAGGGCAACUACUACACCUUCAACUGGGGCCAGUUUGCGUACCACUGCGAUGCGUUUACCGGACCGAAAGCGAGCGCAAACCGUAUGGUACCGAUCACGGAACAGAUUGCCGUCAUGGCCGGUGAGGAUGGCAUUAUCCGGGCGAUGCAUCUAGUGCCGGGCCGUGUGCUCGGUAUCGUGGGCCAACAUUCGAUGGCGAUCGAUACGAUGGACAUCAGUGGGAGCGGUGAGCUAAUUGCGACCAGCUCGCACGACAACGAUGUACGCUUCUGGAACAUUAAAUACUUCGAAGACUUUGACGGUAUCAAGUACAACAGCAAACCGGACAAGCGGACGCUGAAGCAUAACCUUCCCUCAUCGCAGCGCGUCAAUGCAAAGGAUUUCUUUGCAGGGUUGAACGAGUAAGAGGAGCUUCUUUUCGGUAAGGCGAGCGUAUCCGCUGAACGGCGGGUAGAAUUGUUAUUUUAAAAUUAUAAGCCGAUCUUGUCUUGGUGAAGUCGAGUCUAGCACGUUGCCUAAACCCGAUUGGUGAACAAGGCCUACAAGACAGAUUUAUUGCGUAUUGUGAGGAUUGUUAGGGCGGUCGCGUAGCACGGCACUAUUGUAACGCUUCACAAGCCUGUCUUUAUCAAUAUAAUUGUGUAGUUUCUUCGAGAAAUAAAAUAAAA